Clupea harengus (Atlantic herring) is the source of this 2100-nucleotide messenger RNA. RefSeq lists its product as uncharacterized. Gene Ontology annotation, cellular component: extracellular region; membrane. Gene Ontology annotation, biological process: lipid transport; lipoprotein metabolic process. The record is from RefSeq and is a predicted model, not a curated record. Lineage: Eukaryota; Metazoa; Chordata; Actinopteri; Clupeiformes; Clupeidae. Gene Ontology annotation, molecular function: lipid binding.
GCGCCUUGAGUCAAUUUGAUUGUUUUGGCGCUAUAUAAAUAAAAUGUAAUUUAAUUAACUUCCUUAUGGCAUUCCUCACUCCUCAUUUUCAGGCUGGUAAACGUUUUAAAAUGAUGUCUACAUGAUUUCAGUUUGCUCUGAAAAUCUUAUACAUGUAUUUUGGAAGCAGAUAUUUUCUACUCCGCAUUAUCUUCCAUGUUUUGAAUGGCAUAUUAGCGCGGAUAACAUUGUGUUUAAUAAAACUGCUCUCCCCCUUGGUCGGAACUUCUGGCACAAAGAAGGCUGGGAGAAUAGGGAAGGUAUCCUGCAACAUGCGGCUUUAAUCCCACAGUUCAAUCCACAUUUAUUACUACUGUUCCACUGUUUCUCUCUCUCAGCAGCUUCAACACGGAGGUAGAGUGAAACCCAUGCAUGCCCCCCCUCCCAAGCAUGCCCCCCCUCCCCCACCUUCACCCAGGCCCCAGAGCCUCACCCAAGGGCAGGCUGAGAGUGCAGACCAGACACAACCCCACGAGGAGCUGUACGAAUACAUAGAACCUCAGGGGGAAAAUCCUGCCCUGUCUCCAGAACAUCAUCACAGCAAGACAGGGCUCAUCAUACAGAACUGUAUGGAGGAAUUAAAGAUCCAGCAAGAACCACCAGAGAAAUGUUUGUAUAUUGAAGAACCUCUUUAUAUUGAUCCAGACGAGCUCAACCUCCCGGUUCGCAAACUCAAGCCCUUCCGUCCUCCUCCGCCAAGCAGUGCUUCCAUACGACACGCUGCCUCUGAACGCUCACACACUGAACACUACAAGAGAGGUGACCCCGGCGAUAGCCAUGCGGACACAAGCCAGAAGUCAGGCCUGCGCCCUCAGCUGUCUCUCCCGAGCCACCUUCCCAUGGCCAGCAGGGGGCCUCAGCGGACCGUCUCCAGCUCAAAGAAUGACUUGGACAUGCUCAUGGAGUGGUGGGGUACUACCAAAUGCUGGGAAAACCUUUAUGAAUCUGACAUAAACCACCAAGUACAAGAGCAGAACCAACAAACCCUUGUCUCAGUUGCCCAGCGGGUCCGGUUGGCUCUGCAGCUGUUUGAGUGCCUCCAUUUCCACCGGGGCCAGCUCUUUAACAGCCACAUCACCCAGCUCCAUGGCCUCGCAGACCAACUCGACCAGACCAGCAAGAAAGCCAAGGUGGCGGGAAUCACCGGAGGUAGCAUGGCAGCCGCGGCGGGCAUAGUCCUAGCCCCCGUCACCCUGGGCUUAUCUCUGGCCGCCACUGCCAUCGGCGUGGGAUUCGCUGUCGGGGGAGCCAAGGGUGGGUCGGCGGCCAUGACCGAUAAGUUGUACAGCAGCCAGGAGAGGAAGAAGGUGGAAGAGAUUCUGCAAGAGCACAAAGCUCAGAUGAAGGACGUGGAGGGUUGCCUGCAGUUUAUCAACAUGGGUAUAGAGCGCCUCUGCAAGUUCGAGCCCUUGACCCUGCAGGGCGCGGACGAGGAAGUGGUGAAGAUGACGAGGAUAGCGCAGAUCUUGGGCAGAAAUUCUGAUCUACGUCCUGCAGCUUUGUCCUCCGACGCACUGGACGGGUUCACGGCAGGCAUGGACAUUUAUUUCGAAAAACAACCGAAAAGAAAAAGGGCUUAGAGACCAAGCUUGCCAAGAAGAUCCGCGAGCUUGCCGAACAGAUGAAGAGUGGGCUCGACGGGCUGAUGGACAUGAGAGACAAAGUGCGCGCUGCCGAGGAGCAGGUAGAGAUGCGGCAGUGAUUAAAGGACAAACAUGACACUGUGAUUAAAAGGACAAACAUGACACUGUGAUUAAAGUACAAACAUGACACUGCGAUUAAAGGACAAACAUGACACUGCGAUUAAAGGAUAAACAUGACCCUGCGAUUAAAGGACAAACAUGACCCUACGAUUAAAGGACAAACAUGACACUGUGAUUAAAGUACAAACAUGACACUGCGUCCAUGAUUAAAGGCAAACAUGACACUGUGUUGGUGGGAAUUUGCCAUUCACCUCACAGAUUUGGUUUUACAUUUUGUUCUGAUGUCUUUACUUGUUUCAGAUGUGAAUCUUCUAUGGUUACAAAUCAUUUAAAAUCAAAUAAAAAACUGAUGAAAAUG